GCUCGAACUGUCGAGCGGGCGCGCGCAGAUCCGCGGGCGCGCGCGUUUGCCGUCAGACGCAGCAUCUGCAGGCGCCGUGCUAUGGCGCACCAGCAGACGCAGCGCCAGCAAACGCGCACCAGCGGACGCAGCACCAAGCAGCGCGAUGAAGCGGCCAGCAGAGACCGCAGGACGGCCUGAAGACGAUGGUGGAAGUGAAAAAGUGGGCCACGAAGUUCACCGACGCGGACGGCUGGACCGCCAAGCUUAACGGCCUGUCGUGCCAGGGACAGUCGCCAGCGCCAGAGGACACAGGGUCGGUCGAGGAGCGCUGGUGUUGGAAGCCGCCGCAGAAGGACAAGGACAAGGACAAGGACAAGGACAAGACGCAAGGCCGCAACAACAAGGACAAAAACAAAAACAAGACGCAGGGCCGCAACACGGACAACGACAAUGACAAACACCAGAGCCGCAACAAGGGCCAGACGCAGGACCGCACCAAGCGCAAGACGCAGGGCGGCACCGAACGCAAGACGCAGGGCCGUUGAGGGCCGACGCAGGGCCGCAGCGCACGACGCGUGCAUUUCGGCAUCGCUCGGACGUGCGCGUUUUUCGUCGUCGUCGUCGCCGUCGUCGUCGCCGUCGGG
Molecule: messenger RNA, 626 nt
Organism: Prorocentrum cordatum
Lineage: Eukaryota; Dinophyceae; Prorocentrales; Prorocentraceae
Source: the annotation of a GenBank genome assembly